Physella acuta is the source of this 2989-nucleotide messenger RNA. Its product is annotated as dynein regulatory complex protein 1. NCBI's taxonomy places the organism in Eukaryota, Metazoa, Mollusca, Gastropoda, Physidae. Gene Ontology annotation, cellular component: axonemal dynein complex; axoneme. The record is from RefSeq and is a predicted model, not a curated record. Gene Ontology annotation, biological process: regulation of cilium movement; cilium-dependent cell motility; axonemal dynein complex assembly.
GUUUCUACAUAGCAACAAUAUAAAUCAUCUUGCUGGUGAAUCUGACCUGAGUUACUUUUUCGAGAUGGCUUCCUCUACUUCAGAAGAGGACAACACAGGUCCUUCUGUAAAUUCUAAUGAUAUGGAAGAGCGUAUAGCUGCUCGUCGUAUACGAAUAGCUAAACGGGCUGAAGCAGCAAGAAAAGCUCUUCUUGGUGAACCUGAUGAAGAAAAAGUGACCAAGGUCGAGGUCAGUAAAAGCCGCAAGCAGAUAGAAGACAGCCGUCAGCGGUUAACUAAGUUACGUCAAGAUGGUUUUGAGCUGGUUUCUAAUGUCAGGAUAGCUGGAGAUGCCAGGGAGGCCGUGAGAAGAACAGCUGAUGACGAGGCCAAACGCAUCAGGAAGGAGAAGUUGGAUAAUGAAGUGAAAGCAGCAGCAGAAAGAUUUGAAGAGAUUACAAAAAAAUGGAGUGCAGCCAUGCAGAAAGAGGUGCCCCAAGAUCUCCACGAGAUGCUGCUGCAACAGAAGAGGUCAUGUGACUCUAUGAAUGACGAGAAGAACAAAAUCAUCACAGAGCUGCAGCAGGUUUUGAAGACCAAAGACGACAUGUACGUGAAAGAUCUGAAGCAAAUGGCAGAAGGGAUUGACCUGAUCAUUGAGAGAAUGAACGAACAAGUCAACCACCUGGUGUCUGCACAGAGGGAGGAGUUAGAGGAGAUAGAGAGAGCUUUUGUUAUGGAGAGAAAUGAGCUUUUGGAACAGCAGAAAAAGAGAUGGGAAGAAAAGAUGGCACUGCGCCAACAGAAGGAGGAAGAGUACCUGGAGCUGAGGGCCAAACGUGUGGAGGAUCUGGAGAAUCAGCUGCAGCAGAUGAGGGUACAGGACGCAGAGGAGUACAAUAUGGUCAAAAUAAGACUGGAGACAGAUGUACAGAUCCUGGAACAACAGCUGCAACAAAUGCGCGCCACCUGCCAGUUGAACCAGGAGAAGUUGGAGUACAACUUCCAGGUGUUGAAGAAACGAGACGAUGAGAACACAAUCACGAAGUCACAACAAAAGAGGAAGAUUACCAGGCUCCAAGACAUCUUGAAUGCCUUAAAACAGAAGCUAGAGAAGCAGGAGAAGCUGUACAAGGACGACAACGUUCAGCUGACUGAUGAUUAUAAGAGGAUCACUACACAGUUCACUGAACUACAGAAAAAAUCUAAACAUUUUCUGGCAAUUGAUGCCAAAAAGUUUAGCGAUGUUUGGUGCAUGAACGAGGAGGAAUGCAAGGACCUGGUCAAAAGUGUUCUGGAUGCCGACAGGCUCAUACACGAGCAACAGUUGGGUCUGGAGUGGCAGAUUCCAGAUCUGAAGUUUCUAGAGAAUGUUGGUCCACUCGCCCCCAGAGCAUCGGAGCAGUUGACAGCUACUAAAAUAAUGCAUGACGUCAUGUCAGUCAACUCUGGACAGUCAGACCCAUCAACAGUUGAGUUCAACAUUCCACCAUCUGCUAUCUAUGAGAAAAUCUCAGCCCACACAAUCAAGCAGAUUUUAGAACUCUUGUGUGAUGAAGGGGGUUUCUUAGUAGAGCAGAAAUUAAACAAACUUCUACUUCCACUGGAGAAAGAUGAGCAGUCCCUUAUAAAGCUGGAUAACAUUUUUGCUGCUCUGGGAAUUGAGACAGAAGAGGAUAUUCAAAAGCUGACAACCUACUUUAUAAACAUCAAAGAGAAAGGUGAAGAAUCCAUUGAAAUCAGUAAAAGUGAAUCAGAUGGUGAUGUACAUGAGAGUGACAGCGUGGAAGAGGAGGUGAAACUUCUGACCAGCAAAAUUUCUGCCCACUCCACCAUCCCAAAUGAACUUGUGGAGCUGAUCCACCCUAACGAAGUUUUGAAAGCUUUACGGGCUUUUGUAGAGGAUGUCAGGAAGCUCUCCAAUAAAUUCACUAAAGGCAAGAUGCAGUUCCGCAUCACUGCCUUGAAGAACAGGGAUGACUCGGAGGACACGGACUACUGGACGAGGUACUCCUCUCUGCUCACCCAGAAAAAGGAAAGAUUAUGGGAUGCUUUGAUUGAGGCGCUGGAAAAAUAUCAUGAAGUUUUAAAUGGGCGCAGUGCUCUUCUGACUGACACAGAGAGUUUAAGGCAACAAAACUCUGAACUUAGGCUACUCAUGCACCAGUAUGUCAACUCAAAGGUGAACGCUGAGCUGCACAUUCCCCCAACCCAGGUUUUACAAAUGGAGUUGAACCAGUAAGGAAAUGUGGAUUUUAUAAAGUCAACUUCAAUCUGAAAUGUGGAUUUUAUAAAGUCAACUUCAAUCUGAAAUGUUGGAAUUUUUUAAUAUCUUAAGCAUCAAGUUCAGUCUGAAAUGUUAGUUUUUUACAAUUAUAUUAGACUUGGGUCAGAAACUUAAAAACAGUUUUCAACUGGACAUGUCUAAUGAUAUUUUGAACUACAGGAAAGUCUCCUACAUGUAGUCCUGUUUAUUUAUACACACACUGUACUGCAGUGAAUGGAUCCUUGAAAUCUGAUUGGCCUCCUGUUUGUUUUACUAUUGUUCUAAAAGCUAAAGAAAUAAAUACAGCCAAGUUUGUUGUCACAAGCAGACAAGAUGGCUGUUAGUCAUUGGCAAUACGAUGUAUGUAUUGUGAAUUAUCAAACAUAUUCUUGACAGAAAUUUAAUAUUAAAAAAUUUCUUAUUUUGUGAGGAUUUCGUGAUUUUGCUGUUAGUAAUUAUAUUUCAUAAUUACUUUUUGAACAACACAAAAAUGAAAAUAUGAAACAAAAUGUUUAUUAUCCUUUUAUACACAUACACAUUUUGAUAUUGUGAAUGUUUUAUACAAGAGUGGCAGAUGUGUGGACGUUUUUAAGUUCAAAUAAAUUUUUUGGGCAUGUGGUAGAUAAAGUAUCUGUGUUUUGUUAUGUAUAAAUGUAAUGAUUACAUUUCACAUAUACAAAUGUGAUAAUUACUUUUUCAAAUGUACUUAUUUAAUGAUUAUAUUUUCUCAAUUUAGUCCAGAGA